UCUAAUGGGGUUGAAACGGAGGUGGUGCGUGGUUGACAUGUCAGCACACAUGAAAGAAAGGGGAAGCAACAGCUCCUAUUGCGCCUCUCCGUCCUCUCUCUGUCUCCUCUCCUCUCUCGAUUCUCUGCCUCCAAUGGAAUUUUUGCAGGGCGCCGGGAUCCGCGUCUCUCGAUUCCUGCAACAAAUCCUCUUCAUGAUUGCUCCUUUAUGUCCCCGCUAGCCUCCACCAUACGACGAAUCUCGUUCCUGCUCCAAUUGGGUUCAGUUUGAUUGAAUUACGAGGCAUGGAGGAGUAGAGGUAGGCAUUGUUCGCUGAUAAGUAGCUCUUGAUUGAUAUUUGGGAGAAUAACAAUGUCUACGAGGAGCGAUCGUCAGAUGGUGCCCCUGGCGGUGCUGCUCAGGCGUGAGCUAUGCCAUGAGAAAAUCGAGAAACCAGAUAUCCUACAUGGUCAAGCCAACCAGAGCAAGAAAGGGGAGGAUUUCACAUUAUUGAAGACGGAAUGCCAAAGGGUGCCUGGAGAUGGACUUACAACAUUCUCGGUUUUUGGUCUAUUUGAUGGGCACAAUGGAUCUGCAGCGGCUAUAUACACAAAGGAGAAUCUCCUAAACAAUGUUUUGGCUGCUAUUCCUUCAGAUCUUAGUAGAGAUGACUGGUUAGCAGCAUUACCACGAGCAUUGGUUGCAGGUUUCAUAAAAACUGACAAAGAUUUUCAAGAGAAAGCACAAACGUCUGGAACGACCGUCACUUUUGUGAUAAUAGAUGGAUGGGUCAUUACUGUAGCAUCAGUGGGUGAUUCCCGUUGCAUACUUGAAUCUGCUGAAGGUGUUGUCUAUUCUUUGUCAGCAGAUCAUAGGCUUGAAUGCAAUGAAGAGGAGAGGGAGCGUAUUACUGCUAGUGGGGGUGAGGUUGGUCGGCUUAAUACUGGUGGUGGUACCGAGAUUGGCCCCCUAAGAUGUUGGCCAGGUGGUUUGUGUCUUUCAAGAUCAAUUGGUGACAUGGACGUUGGCGAAUUCAUUGUUCCUAUUCCCUAUGUGAAGCAAGUGAAGCUGUCUACUGCUGGAGGUAGGCUUAUCAUCUCAAGUGAUGGUGUUUGGGAUGCCUUGUCAUCAGAAGUGGCUGUGAAUUGUUGUCGUGGGAUGGCAGUAGAUGCUGCAGCUGAGCAAAUUGUUAAAGAGGCAGUACAAGACAAGGGGCUUCGAGAUGAUACGACCUGUAUUGUGGUUGAUAUAAUACCGCCAGAGAAGACAACUCCUUCUCUUGCACCAAUGACGAAGAAGCCAGGGAGAGGGGUAUUCAAGGCCAUGUUCCGUAGAAGGUCAUCAGAGUCAUCAUCUUAUAUAGACGAAGAAUAUGCAGAGCCAGAUGUUGUGGAGGAAAUAUUUGAGGAAGGUUCUGCUGUGUUGGCAGAAAGGUUUGAUACAGAAUAUCCACUGUGCAACAUGUUCAAGUUAUUCAUGUGUGCAGUUUGCCAGAUAGAGAUGAAACCUGGAGAGGGCAUUUCUGUACAUGCUGGUUCAUCAAAUCCUGGAAAAGGUCGCCCUUGGGAUGGCCCUUUCCUUUGCUUAAGCUGUCAAGCAAAGAAAGAAGCCAUGGAAGGGAAAAGACCAUUAGAUGGUGCUAGAAUUAGUGUUGGAAGUGACUAACAAUCUCCUCAACAGCGCAGUGGAAGUGACUAGCAAUCCUCCUGAACAACAUUGUCAUGAUUUUGCGAUUACCUUGGCACUAACAAUUGUUUCAAAGCUAACCAGGAAUGUGGAUGUUGAAGCCUCAUCCCAAAUACUAAUUUUGUUCAUUCUCAAACCAAGGGAUUUCCACUUCAAGAGCCAUUGGAAGUCUUCUGAUUCAAAACACAAUGUCAAAGUUAAAGCUUCUUUAUUUAUUGAAAAAACUGCAACAUGAUUUGGGGAAUGAUUCAAUGGGCUCGUCUGCUCCCUUCUAAGGACUUGAGUGGUUUUGUUGAAUUCACCAAUGCCUUAGAAGUGUCUAAGAUAACCCACUCAUCAAUUUGCUGGGUUUGCUUCCAUUGUAUAUUAUUCCAUUUUAUACAUUCAUCACGAAGGAAAGCAUUCUCCCUGUAAUAUUGUGACACAAAAGAAUGGGUGAGUAGUUAUACUAAAUUUUUAGUCUCUUUAAGUUAAAUAUAUAAUCUACUUGAACAAUUUUUAUCA
Molecule: messenger RNA, 2169 nt
Organism: Macadamia integrifolia
Lineage: Eukaryota; Viridiplantae; Streptophyta; Magnoliopsida; Proteales; Proteaceae
Product: probable protein phosphatase 2C 12
Exons: 10
Coding region: 352-1644 (430 amino acids)
Biological process (GO): protein dephosphorylation
Molecular function (GO): protein serine/threonine phosphatase activity
Source: RefSeq, a predicted model, not a curated record